AGUCUUACUUAGCAGGAAAAUCACACACUGUCCCAUCGAUCGCAAUGGCAUUGUGCAUGAAGAACAUCGGCAAAAGACUGUUGGGAGACAACAAGGUGUUGAUAUGCUUGUGGGCCUUUUGGCUGGUGACGCUGCUUGUCUUGUCAUCUGAAGAGAUGGGAUCCGAUGCCUGUGAGAAACAGAUUAGCCAGACAUGGUACAACACAACAUGUAUCAUUCGCGGCACCUGUAACAAGUACUGCAGAAACGAGAACUUCGACAGCGGCAUCUGCAAGGAACUUAAUUACUGCUUUUGUUACAGGAACUGCACCGCUGGAUCCAUCUAGCCAUAUAUGUGCCAUCUUCAUGCUUGCUCCAUCCAAGCUAUUGCUAGGAGUUCAUGCAUUAUGUACGAAAUUUGUUAAUUAAUGUAAGCCGCUAUGUCCAUCUAUCCAUGGCGUAAUAAAGGAGUAGAUCUUGAUGGGGCAA
Molecule: messenger RNA, 468 nt
Organism: Hordeum vulgare subsp. vulgare (domesticated barley)
Lineage: Eukaryota; Viridiplantae; Streptophyta; Magnoliopsida; Poales; Poaceae
Product: defensin-like protein
Exons: 2
Coding region: 45-326 (93 amino acids)
Biological process (GO): defense response
Source: RefSeq, a predicted model, not a curated record